Messenger RNA from Neurospora tetraspora, 1763 nucleotides. RefSeq lists its product as uncharacterized. Bases 134 to 1420 code for a protein of 428 amino acids. Lineage: Eukaryota; Fungi; Ascomycota; Sordariomycetes; Sordariales; Sordariaceae. The record is from RefSeq and is a predicted model, not a curated record. The transcript is spliced from 2 exons.
ACCGCUUUAAGCAGACACCAGCCGUUCGUCUUUCCGAAUACUUCUCGCCUUGUUCGCCUACCGCGCGCGGGGGAAGGGAAUUAUUAGGGAAACAUUGCUUUCGGAUAAUCCAACAGGUUACAACACCCACACCAUGACGCCGUCUUCACCGCAAACACCACGGCACUCGCCGUACCCCUCCAUGGAGAACCUCAGAUCCGCGGCGUCCUACUCCCCGCAAGAGGGCCGCGCCCUUUCACACAAGUCGUCGUUUAACGACCCGCAAGAGGGCCCCGCCCUUUCACACAAGUCGUCGUUUAACGACCCUUUAACGCCCUCACGAAACAGUUUCAACUCCUCGGUGGGCCCUGCGAUGGACAUUGGCAUGUUUGGAAACGGAGGCAUGGACAACGGCGGCGGGCUGGGUAACCUAGCUGACGAACUAGCCGAUGCCUUUUCAGACGGCGAAGACGACUACUUUGAGGGUCAAGAAGGCGAAGAGGCACCCAACAUGGAUUUCAAAGGCGAAGAGGAGGACUUGCUCCCGACGCCUAUGCCAAAGGAUGGGGGUGGUAUACGGGAUAGCGGUGUCGACGUGGCAAGUCCCCGGAGCCGCCAGCGCGCAAGUCUAAAAUCACAACUCUCGCCGAACGGAAGGGGCCACCAUCACCACCACCGCCGAAAGGUGAGCGAGUACGACGGAAGUGAAUACGGCUCUGAGUCGGACCUAGAGCUGUCCGGACUGUCGCCCAGACUGGUGGAGAAGAUGGCUGAGGUCGAGUCGCUUGCGCGAAGAGGCACAGAAAACAAUGGCUCGGCGGCCGACGGGGCAUUUCAGCGAGUGACCGAGGGUCUCCGCGAUCUAGGUUCACAAGCCGGCGUGGAAGGUGGUGCUACAAGAUUAAUAACCGCCCACUCAGCCCUAACAACCCACCUAACCCACCAAACCCGACAACUACACAGUCUCAGCUUCCCACUCCUCUCCCCGCUCUCGCCCGCCCCAGAUGCCGAAGCGAUCGACGAAUUGCUGCCCAUGCUGGUCAGCCUCUCUACGUGCAUGCCGCGGCCCUCGACGGCCGCCUUCGCCCAGCUCGCCUCGCUGCACACCAUCACCACGGACUUGGUCCAGACGCUCAACUACCUGUCCGAUACGCUGCACAUGUCGCGGCAGACGACGACGACGGCGACGAGACGCCUCAAAAGCGCGCGCGAGCUGGUGGCGGAGCUCAAGCGCGAGGAAGAAUUGAGGGAGCAGGGCGAGCGCUGGCUGAGCAGGGGCAACUGGAGCGAGAGGCUGCGGAAUCGCGAGUGCGCGCACGUCUGUGGCGAAGUGGUGGGCGGGUUCGAGGAGGUGUGUAAUAAUUGGCGGAAGAGGUUGUUGGCGCAGGCGGAAGGGGGAGGUGGGGAUGGGACGGGGACUAUGGGAAGUGUCGAGGCAUGAUUAUCCAUCUGAUGUUGUUGGUUGGUUGACUGAGUAUUCUCAACGAUGGGAUGGAAUAUAACAAGCAAGAUGUUUGACGAUCAAUGAGAAGGGAAGAAGGGAUGGCGAUAGAGAAAGAGCAAGAAAGCGGCGCAUAUACUUUCAACACUUCACUUUGUGUUAGAAAAGAGUUGUGAGCGAUAUAGAUGAGAAGCAGAGAGAGGGUACACACUAUAUAUAACGACGGAAUGAUGACCUCAAACCUAAUACAACUUACAUACAAUACAGUAGAUCGGUAAAUAAAAAGAAACUUGCGAUCGACACUAGUUGCAGGUGCUUAAAGCCCAAAACACAUAGUCACGGA